GGGAGUUGUAGUUUUUUAUACGACGCUUUCUUUUUACCCGUUUUGCUCAAGGUUUGUGGAGCUCGCGUAAGGUACACUGCUCUCUGCAGAGAAUUACAUCACACAGACAUGAACAUAGACGUCAGCACUGUUUGAAUAUAUGGGAACAUGUCCAAGAAAAAAGGCAGGAAACGCAGCAGUGGGGAGCUGGGCGACACCCUGACUCCUGACCCCAACAACAUGGUGGGCAUGCGGAUCCAGCACAGCUGGCGGGAGAAGGGCGCUCUCACCAAGUGGAAGGGCACCGUCCUCGACCGCUUGACCGUCAACAACUCGCUCUUCAUGGUCAAGUACGACGGCUUCGAUUGCGUCUACGGCAUCGAGCUCUUCAAAGAUGCUCGGGUCUCCAACCUGCAGGUCCUCACUGAGAAAGUCGUGAACAAUAAGAUCAAGGUCCCUCACGAUGCAGAGGAGCUAGUGGGCAAAGCGGUGGAGCAUCUAUUUGAGAAGGAAGAUGGAGAAAAGAAUGAAUGGAGGGGAAUGGUGCUCUCUCGAGCUCCCAUCAUGACCAACUGGUACUACAUCACCUAUGAGAAGGACCCUGUGCUCUACAUGUACCAGCUCUGGGACGACUACAAGGAUGGAGACCUGCGUAUUUUACCCGAAGCAGAGAACAAGCACCUACUCCCAGCUGACAGGAAGCCAGGGGAAGAGAUAGAGAGCCUCGUGGGUAAGCAGGUGGAGUACGUUACUGACAAGGGCGUGAAGAGAACCGGCUUAGUCAUCUACCAGGUUCCUGCCAAGCCGUCAGUCUACUACAUCAAAUACGACGAUGACUUUCAUAUCCAUGUCUAUGACCUGGUCAAGACGACCUAAAAGGACCCAGCCUUUUGUCCUUUUUGCUUGCUGAUCAUUGCUGGCCAUUUUGAUGUCCCAUUGCAUUCUGGGAAAGAGACGGUGGUAUACUAGGCUAUUGUUAAACCCACAAUUGUCCAGAUGAAUCCGUUUAUAAAGGGUCUUUUUGUCCGCAGCAUUCACUUUGGGUGUCGUUCUAUAGACAACCACAGAGGGUUUAGGGUGCUUCCUUACAGUGAUGGAAGGAUCCUUCAAAUGAGCAAAGCGCAACAGCAAUGAAGGCACAUAGAUAUUUGUGAGUUUGCUAGAUUGUCUGACAUGGAGCAUCCUGUAUGAAAUACCUUAGGCUGUGAAGGUCAUACGCAAGCUAUAUUUAUUUUCUAAAUAUUUUUCAUUCUGUCAUACAUUCUUAUUUCAAGAGGGUAGCUUUACAAGUUAUUUGACAUUUUUUUAGAAUGACUUUCUGAGCUGAGAAUAACAUAUCAUUUCAGGAGUUUUAAAUUUACAAUUUUAAUAAUGUGAAGGAGCAGAAUGCCUUGUUUAGGGCAGCAGUAUCUGUGCUUUAAAUUUUAUGUGUUAAUACAAUCAGUACUUUGAUGAUUAAGAGUCAGUGCACUAUAAUGUGAGAUUUUUAGCUUUUAAGAAUGAUUGUCACAUAAAGCAUCAUUGAUUCAUUUGAAUGAAGAUUUAGGUAAAUGAGAAAUGUCAUUGAUAUAAAUUCCGAACAAACAAACUACAAAGUAGAUUUGGCGGAGUUGACGAUGGUGUCAGAACUAACUAACGUGAUCGCCUACUUCAAUCCCAGAUAUUUGUGGUAAUUUGAAAAAUGCCAGAAAUCGAUAUUUUUCUUUUUUUCUGCAUUUAUUGUUAUUUUGGUUUCUAAUUUAAAAAUGUAUAUUUAAAUGGUUUAAUGUCACCUUGAAUGUAUUGUGUAGAUUGACGCUAUUCCAUGACUUUGAUAAUGUAUAUUUUUUUGAACGUGCUGUGAGACAGCCAAACCUUUCUGCACAGAGCCACCCAUAAAAUAUAUUGAAAGGAAUCAGAAUACAGUGAACACAGAAUUUAAUAAGUUCAUGAUUUGCAUUUUAAAUUGUGAUUCACGUGUAUUUAAGUUAUAUUUUAAUAGGUACUAACCUAGAAAUAAGACCCUAGAGUGGCUAUAAAAAAGUUUUUAAAGCAAGUUGCUUAUAAACCUGAAACAGAUAUUGAAAUGAGCUAUAAUAGACGACCAGUGGGGGAGUGUGCGUUCAUUAACCUUGGUGAUGGUCACAGUGAUCUAGUAAGAAUGAGUGAUGAAGUGUAAGGUGGUUUGGCCUUAACAUCUACUGCAUUGUGAUAAAUACUGUCUGUCUCAUCACCAGCUCUAUGAGAAGUCCAGCAGGCUGGGCUUGAGCUCCCAAUCAGAAGGAGCCCUCGGUGAUCAUGUGACCAUGUCAUGUCCCUAUUUGGUGCACCGUCAGAGUGUCCUUUGCUCAAUGUAGCCACUGCCCUAUUGACAGAUCCAAUCUGCAGGGAGCUGAGUUUUUCGUAGCGCUUUCACAGCGGUUGCUUCUGGCCGUCUUAGCCAGCUUCCACCCUGGUAUCCCUCUCGCCAUCGUGUAAAUGCAUAAACUGUUCAUUUGUGCACAGCACAUAAUGUGUCCAUUUUAUAAAUCACACAAAGCAGGCUGAGACUAUAACAGCUGAAUACAGCACAGGUUCCUUGUACAUACACAUUUAUCACAAACGGGCAUAAUUAGUGUCCUCUGGGACGAAAAUAAUAUUACUUGUGAUAUUAAACCAUACAGCUAUAUAUAUAUUUAAUUUGUGCAUUAUAUGAAUUGUAUGUAUCCAUCCAAAUUUAAAAAGUCCCAUUUUGGGCAAUUAGCAUGAAUUCAUCUCUGACCACAGUACCAACAGGCAUUUUCGCCUGGUUUUACUCAACCGGUAAUGAAUUAGGAUAAUGCACUCUGCUAACGUUCGCUCAUAUUAUCCCACGGGUAGUUCGUAUACUUGUCAGUAGGGAAAAUAAGCAGCACACUGUCACCUUACUUCAUUAACUUGUGUGAAGAAAAAAAAGUUUUGCAUGAUAAUUUGCAUUUCUUGCAUUAUUCCCAUUGUGAAUACCAAACUGUCCAUUAAAUGAUGCAAUUAGGUCCUCGGAGUGUGGUUGUAAUCUGUUUUUGUGCUUUUGAUUUAAUGUACUUGUAAAUGCUCCCUAGAAAUACCCUUCAAAUGUCUUGUUGGAUCAGGCUGAUUUGAUCCACAGCGGUGCCCCUUCACUCUCCUUUAUGUGUGAGGAAACAGACAAGCUCUCUCUUCACAUGUUGAUAACUGUUACUGUCAUUUGAAUAAAUCUUUUGUUACUAAAUGAUUAACUACUGGUGUGUGGGAAUGUCAGUGACAGGAAAUAAGUCAAAAAUAUGACAACACACAAGAACCAGACAAUAUAUACAAAACAUUAACCGAUUCCUAAGGCAUGUCGCAGUACCAUCUGCUACAAUUUGUUUUAAUGUAAUUUUACUAAAAACAGAAAAAAACAUUCUUUUGUACAUAUCUAUGUACAUUAUUGUAAAUGAAUUUUGAACAUGUGUUCAGUGUUUCCAGCACUGCUGUUGUGUCCAAAACAGUUGAAAAUGUCAUUAAAUUAAACACUGGGAUGCUGUCCAUAGAAGCUAAGCUGUAAUGGGAUUUUGGGUGCUGGUUUGCAUUAUUGCUAUCGACAUUAAGGACACUGUUGUGUACUUCAACGUUGCUGUUCAGCACUUUUGAAAGAUUAGAAUGGUUAACCCAGAAAUGCUACAAAGUAGCAUUAGCUCUGUACAUAAAAGUCUGUAUUUACAGCUCUAGUAAUUGGCGUGGUUUUGUAAACCGUUCAACAAAGCAGUACAAAGUCAACGCUAUUUGGAGGUGUAUUUGUUUGUAAAUUGUCCAUCUAUGUUAUUUACACAAUAAUAUUCUUAAUCCUGGAUAGCAGGGCUUCUUAAAUCUAUGAUUUUUCUAUGAGCGUGGAAGUAAGAUCACCCUUCGGACACUUAUGGGUAUGUAUGUAUCAGCGCUUAGGACCGGAAAACCUCAUGGCCAACACCAAUUAAGAACAAAUCAUGUUUUCUGGUAUUUAUGGGUAUCUAAUCCUUGCUUGUGCUAGUUCCUUUGUAACGUGUGGUUUUGUGCAUUCUCCAAGCUUGCUGGAAGGCUGCGCGCUUAAACCUUCCCACGCUGUACUUGUUAUCACUGCUGUUAACCAAAGCUUUGCUAAGUAGUGUUGAAUUCAUCAUCCCGUUUGUGUAAUGAUACUAUGGUUAAUAAAGAGAUAUUUUUUGCA
Brienomyrus brachyistius is the source of this 4138-nucleotide messenger RNA. Its product is annotated as spindlin-W. Gene Ontology annotation, biological process: gamete generation. NCBI's taxonomy places the organism in Eukaryota, Metazoa, Chordata, Actinopteri, Osteoglossiformes, Mormyridae. The record is from RefSeq and is a predicted model, not a curated record. The coding region runs from base 148 to 855 and encodes 235 amino acids. The transcript is spliced from 5 exons.